AUGAAGUCCACCACUUUGAUUCCUCUUUUCACCCUGAUUCUAGGCGCCUCUGCCUAUUUCACCUGCCAACAAGACAAGGACGCAAGCGGUCAGAAAAUAGACCCUUUCGAAUACCGUGACCAUCCUGGAUAUUGCGUUGGACAUGGCGGUUCAGAUGAAGGCCGUAGCUCAAAAUGCGAUACUACAUUUGCGUGCUACUCCGAUGGCAAUGGAUGUACCCCAUUUAGACCGGGUGGUGCAUACUGCGGAAAGCUUUAG
Pyrenophora tritici-repentis Pt-1C-BFP is the source of this 258-nucleotide messenger RNA. RefSeq lists its product as uncharacterized. NCBI's taxonomy places the organism in Eukaryota, Fungi, Ascomycota, Dothideomycetes, Pleosporales, Pleosporaceae. The record is from RefSeq and is a predicted model, not a curated record.